Messenger RNA from Ricinus communis (castor bean), 5825 nucleotides. RefSeq names its product pentatricopeptide repeat-containing protein At4g21300. The record is from RefSeq and is a predicted model, not a curated record. The transcript is spliced from 5 exons. Gene Ontology annotation, biological process: RNA modification. Gene Ontology annotation, molecular function: RNA binding; protein binding. Bases 517 to 3072 code for a protein of 851 amino acids. Lineage: Eukaryota; Viridiplantae; Streptophyta; Magnoliopsida; Malpighiales; Euphorbiaceae.
UGACUAAUUUUUUAUGAAAGUUAAGUUGGUAAGAAGUGAAAUGGUAAUAGAAUCACAAGUAAUUGACACUAAAUAAAUGAGCUAUAACUAUUAAAUCAAUUAUAUUAAUAAAUUUGAAUACAAAUUAUUAAUAAUUUAACUCUUAAAAUACUAAAGUUCGUGAAAAAAUCCGGAAGACUCCCUCUCUUAAAUCCAAUGGUGAAGUUUUGUAUUUUCUCUUAUUUUAUAUAAUUGAGACAGCUGAUUUAGGAGGGAAUUUGACUUGAAAAAAAGUUCAGCGGCCAAAUUGACUUUUACCCCUAAAAUACCCUGAGACCAAAUGGAAUUCGAAAAAAAAGAAAAAAGAAAGAAGAAGGAACUCUAGCGCACACAGCCAUCUCGCCUCACGCUCAGUCGCUGCCAUAUUUGUGGGACUCGACGGCAAGCAGCCUCUGCUAUCCAUUUAACAGCUUCAAGUAAAAUCCAGCAAUGCCCAUCUCCUGAAUCUCACAGUAUGCUUUUCCUGAUCUUUUCAACAUGUACUCUAGUAAAUCGCAUCCCUUUCUUAAACAUUUCUCAUGUUUUAUUGCUUCUUGGAAACCCAACUCUUUUCGUACGAGUUCAAGAAAAUUUUUAGUCAAUCCAUUUCUUUUAUCACAAAACACUGAGGAGGCUUUAACCAACCAAAUUGAAUUCCUCUUACGAUCUGGUUCUGAUCCCUCUUCCAAUCUCCACCACACCAAACAAAUUCAUGCCCACUCCAUUGUCAAUGGAAUCGCCAACAAUGGCUUUCUUGGAGCUAAGAUUUUGGGUAUGUAUAUUCUUUGUGAUAGUUUCACGGAUGCCAAGAAAUUGUUUUAUCAGCUUGAAAUAUUAUACUUUGCUAUGCCCUGGAAUUGGAUGAUUAGAGGGUUUAAUAAAAUGGGUUGUUUUGAUUUUGCCUUGUUGUUUUACUUUAAAAUGUUGAGCUGUGGAGUUUUUCCUGAUAAGUAUACUUUUCCUCCGGUAAUUAAGGCCUGUGGUGGUUUGAAUAAUGUGAGAUUGGGUAAGAUGGUUCAUGACACAAUUUGGUUGAUGGGUUUUAAUGUAGAUGAGUUUGUAGGUAGUUCAUUGAUAAAGUUGUAUGCGGAGAAUGGUUGUAUAGAAGAUGCUCGCCGUUUGUUUGACAAAAUGCCAAAUAAAGAUUGUGUUUUGUGGAAUGUCAUGCUUAAUGGUUUUGUGAAAUGUGGGGAACCAAAUAGUGCUGUAAAGGUGUUUGAGGAUAUGAGAAAUUGCCAAACUAAACCCAAUUCAAUAACAUUUGCUUCUGUUCUUUCAAUCUGCGCUUCUGAGGCAUUGUCUGAAUUUGGUAAUCAGCUUCAUGGGCUUGUUAUUAGUUGCGGUUUUCAUUUUGAUCCUCUUGUGGCAAAUGCACUUGUGGCUAUGUAUUCUAAGUUUGGGCAGUUGUCUGAUGCUCUUAAACUUUUUAAUACUAUGCCUGAUACCAAUGUGGUUACUUGGAAUGGGAUGAUUGCUGGGUUUGUACAGAAUGGGUUUAUGGAUGAGGCUUCGCUUUUGUUUUCUGAGAUGAUAUCUGCUGGUGUUAGUCCAGAUUCCAUCACAUUUGCUAGUUUCCUUCCGUCAGUUACUGAAUCAGCAAGUCUCAAGCAAGGUAAGGAAAUUCAUGGUUAUAUAUUGAGACAUGGCAUAGCUCUAGAUGUAUUCUUGAAGAGCGCACUCAUUGACAUAUACUUUAAGUGCAGGGAUGUAGGGAUGGCAUGUAAGAUCUUUAAACAAAGCACCAACGUUGAUAUUGUAGUCUGCACAGCUAUAAUUUCAGGCUAUGUGCUAAAUGGGCUGAACAAUGAUGCUUUGGAGAUUUUUAGGUGGUUACUUGAAGAGAAAAUGAGUCCAAAUGCUGUAACUUUGGCAAGUGUUUUACCUGCAUGUGCUGGUUUGGCUACUUUAAAUUUGGGGAAGGAAUUGCAUGCUAACAUUCUCAAGCAUGGGCUUGAUGAGAGGCGUCAUGUGGGAAGUGCAAUUAUGGACAUGUAUGCGAAAUGUGGAAGGUUAGAUCUAGCAUAUCAAAUUUUUAGAAGAAUGCCAGAAAAGGAUGCUGUUUGCUGGAAUGCAAUAAUCACAAACUGUUCCCAGAAUGGCAAACCACAAGAGGCCAUUGAUCUUUUUCGUCAAAUGGGGAGGGAGGGAUUGAGUUAUGAUUGUGUGAGUAUAUCAGCUGCUCUUUCUGCGUGUGCAAACUUACCAGCACUCCAUCACGGGAAAGCAAUUCAUAGUUUUAUGAUUAAAGGCGCAUUUGAUUCUGAAGUUUUUGCUGAGAGUGCACUUAUAGACAUGUAUGGGAAAUGUGGAAACUUGAGUGUUGCUCGCUGUGUGUUUGAUAUGAUGCGAGAGAAGAAUGAAGUCUCGUGGAACAGUAUUAUUGCUGCUUAUGGGAGCCAUGGCCACCUUGAGGUUUCUCUUGCGCUGUUCCAUAAAAUGUUAGAGGAUGGAAUUCAACCAGAUCAUGUUACCUUUCUUACUAUACUAUCUGCUUGUGGACAUGCUGGUCAAGUUGAUAAAGGAAUUCAAUACUUCAGAUGCAUGACUGAGGAAUAUGGGAUCCCUGCUCGGAUGGAGCAUUAUGCAUGCAUUGUAGAUUUGUUUGGCCGUGCAGGACGUUUAAAUGAAGCAUUUGAAACUAUAAAGAACAUGCCAUUCUCACCUGAUGAUGGUGUUUGGGGGACAUUGUUGGGAGCCUGUCGGGUCCAUGGAAAUGUUGAGCUUGCUGAAGUGGCUUCAAGAUGUCUACUUGACCUGGAUCCAGAAAAUUCUGGCUGCUAUGUUCUACUCUCAAAUGUACAUGCUGAUGCCGGACAGUGGGGAAGUGUACGCAAAAUUCGAAGUUUAAUGAAGAAACGAGGAGUUCAAAAAGUACCUGGGUACAGCUGGAUUGAGGUCAACAAAACCACACAUAUGUUUGUAGCUGCAGAUGGUAGUCACCCAGAGUCUGCUCAAAUCUAUUCUGUACUUAACAAUCUUCUUUUAGAGCUGAGAAAAGAGGGUUAUUGUCCUAAACCAUAUCUUCCAAUGCAUCCACAAACUUUUGGGUUGUGAUCAUUGGAGAAUUUUAAUCAUGUUUGACAGUCAGGAGCGAAGAGACAUAGUUGAGCAUAUGACCCAUGUUUGGUCGGAAGAUUACAACCUGUUAGGAAUCUUUUCGUGGCUUUUCAAUUGGCACAUUUAUAUAUCCACGAUACAUGACACAGGGGACCUCUACCAUAAGAUGUGGAAGGAACUUCCUUCAGAAGUUUUAAAAAAUGCAGCGAUAUUACUGGAAGGCCAUGAAUUUCAAGGAUGGGAGUAGAGGAUAAUCUCCAGAAGCUUGCAAAAAUGCAAAGUGGUCUAAAUGUCUGUGUUUGGAGGAAAAAGUGGGAAGGUGCUUUUAGUUCCACAGAAGUUAAAGCAACAGGGACUACAACCUUCUCCUGCAACAUAUGGAUUACUCAUGGAGACUCCUGAGCAAGCAGGAAACUGGUUCUGAUGAAGUUGUGAUGUGGUACCAAAAUUGGUUGGUAGCCUCCAUGAACUCAAUAACAGGAUGUUAUUGUUCUGGGUUGCUUCAAUCUCCAUUUCAGUUUGAGAGGGAACCAGUCAAAUAGUAAAGGGUAACAAGUUUCUCCGAAUGCUUACUAUCAAGGCAAGACAGAUGAGGCUGUAAUUGACUGUUGAAGGCAUGUAAUGAUGAGGAAUUGUGGGGUUUUCUGCCCUUUAUUAUGAUCUUGCUCGAUUUGCUACUUCAUAGCAUAUUACCACAUGGAAGAAUCCUUGCCCCCUGUGCUCCCUAUCGGAUUGAGAUCCUCUCAUAUUUUAGAUUACAUGAUAGCUCAUGUUAGUACAAUCUUAACCAUUUAAUUCAAAUUCAAUGGUUGAGAUUUUAUUAUUCAACAAAUAACUACCCACUACAUAAAAUUUAAAUUAAUUUUUUUGGUAAAAUCUCAAACAUUUGACUAGAAUUUAAUGGUGAAUGAAGAUUAUAAAACAUGACAGGUCAUGUUCCACAUCAAUAUGAGAGAAUCCUAUAUAGUUUGUUCAACAUCAAUAGUAUUAUUUUAUAAAACUUGUGGUUAGCAAAUCUGGUUUGUGCAUUAUUCCAAGAAUUAGUUUAUGGUUAACUAAUAUUUGUCUAGCCAUGCUUUGCUUUUGCUUUACCAUGCGCUUCAUAAGAUUACCAUUUCCAACCUGAACCGAGUCUAAGUGUAUAAUUUGUUAAAAUUUGUGGAGAGUGAAACAUUAAGUAUCAAAGCUUUGCUUAAAUUGUAAUUGUAUAGUUGAAUUUGAAACGUUCAUGAAGCACCAUCAUAAUACGAAACAAGCGAGGGAAAGAAAAUUGUCCCCCAUAUUGUAAUCUAUAUUGGACUAUCUAAUAGUAAUAGUAAUAUGAAUAUGAAUUUACUAUUUAAAUUUAGUGUGAAUUUCAUAAUUUAUGUGAGAUGACUGAUCAUGAAUUAUGGUCUAAAAAAUUGUAUGCUAGCAAGGGAGUAUAGAUAGGAUCGGACAAUCGUUAAAACAUGCAAAUGUUGAGCAUAUGUUCAGUAAAAAUUGCAUUAGACAUAGUCUCUAUCCAUGUAUGUAGCUUUUCCAUUUUUUUAAUCUUCAACUUUAAGUGUUUACCGCUAAUUAAAUUUUGGAUUAACCAUAUUCAGUCUUUAGCCAUAUAGCCUUUCCAUAUCAGAUGAUCUAAUGGACCAUAAUCUAUAGAUAAUUGAUACAUAUUCAUUAGUUUUAAAUAAUUAAGUAUGUGUCAAUUAUCUAAUAUCAAAAUGUAAAAUACUCAUAUACACGUGUUACUCUCCUAUUUAUUGCGGCAUCUGGUUUAGAUUUUCAGAAGCUAAUGGCUAAGUUUCCUUUUCCACUACUUGUGUGCACACACAAAAACCAUCAUAUUGCCUUUUUUUUUUUUUUACUUGAUACCAAUUCCUCUAUACUAAACUUUGAUUCACAUAUAGAUUGUCUUCUUCUUGGACUUGUUAAUAAUUGUGAAUGGAUCCGGUUUUUAGAGAGGCAUUCUAAUUUUGGCAAAAUCCCAGUUACACUCUCAUUUGCCCUCUCUUUUCAAAACUUCUUCAUCUUUCUUCUAUCAAUUCAAGCACAUUUCAGCCACUUGCUCAAAAAGAAUACUCUUUUCAAAGUGAAAUUCUCUAUUUGAGUCUCCAUGAUUUAGAGUCAUCAAGUCUUUUUUUUCAUGUAGCAUUUGGUUCAAAUCGUACAAAUAAUUCGUUAAUAUUGUGUCAUCUAUCAAAUAAAUAAAUAAAUAAUAUUUUCCGUAUCUAGAUUAUUAACAAAUUAAGAUAUUCGUUGACAGUGUCUAUAUCAAAUGUAUCCAUGUAAUUUCUGCACUGCCAUAUUUAUAUUCGGCGCGUUAUAGUUGCCAUAUUUGUUUUUGUACAUCAUAGUUGCCAAUUCUAUCGAAAUCCACUCCAAAAAUGAAAAGAAAAUAAAAAUAGAAAAAAUAUUAGGUGAUUCGAAGGACCAAUACAUUUUCGGUGGCCCUCUCAUAAACAAAAAAAAGGAAAAAGAAAAAAAGAAAUAGAUAGCAUUAGACAUAUGCCUAUAUACUCCCCUUUCCUAUUAGAUGAAUAACUGUAAGAUUAGAUAUAAUAUCAUUAAUGAGUGAAAUCGAAAAUCAGAUUUUCUCCUACCAAAGGAAAGCAUAUCUUCAACUCUUUUUUAAGUAACUUUAGCAACAGCCAUAGUAUAAAAUCAUAGGAUAUUUUCAUUUUUUUUCUUCUCAUCAUACUAUCUCAAUCUUUCUCAGAAGAAAUUUCUUGAAAACUGUUUUAUUAUUCUUCAUCCAGGUCCAAACAAUG